Messenger RNA from Postia placenta MAD-698-R-SB12, 595 nucleotides. RefSeq lists its product as hypothetical. Gene Ontology annotation, biological process: fatty acid biosynthetic process. The coding region runs from base 9 to 386 and encodes 125 amino acids. Gene Ontology annotation, molecular function: acyl carrier activity; acyl binding. The transcript has 5 exons. NCBI's taxonomy places the organism in Eukaryota, Fungi, Basidiomycota, Agaricomycetes, Polyporales, Adustoporiaceae. The record is from RefSeq and is a predicted model, not a curated record. Gene Ontology annotation, cellular component: mitochondrion.
GCUUCAACAUGUCCUUCUUUCGCCUCGCUGCCCGUAGCGUUGCACGACCACGACUUGUGCUGGCCCCACGGGUGGCCACGGCAUUGCCCCAGCGCAGUCGGGUUCUGCAGUACGCUGCAUACUCUGCGUCGGCAGGUCUCUCCAAAGGCGAUAUUACGGCGCGUGUGAUAGAUGUCUUGAAAGGAUUUGAGAAGGUGGAUCCUGCCAAGCUCACAGAGACGUCUAGGUUCUCCGAGGACCUUGGUCUGGAUAGUCUUGACGCGGUUGAAGUUGUUAUGGCAGUUGAGGAGGAGUUUGCCAUUGAAAUCCCAGACGAGGAGGCGGACGAAAUCAAGACCGUACAACAAGCCAUUGAUUACAUUGCCAAAACGCCGGAAGCUCACUAGAAGCGUUUCACAUGACGAUCCAUAGUCACUGUACAUGGCCUUAAUUUCAUCUGUUCUCUUCUGCUGUCUCGAAGUGUCAUUGCCGUUGGAAUUCUCCACGUGGGGCGCCGGUAUCUCUUUUACUUCGAUCGAUAUGACGUGACGCCUCGAAUUCCUUAGAUGAAACUGCCAUCCUCAAGUUGCUACUCAAUGCAGUUAGAUUGCCUGUC